AUGAAUUAUGAGCAUCGUUCAUUAUUGGAAAUUGAUAAUUAGUAAUAAGAAUUGAUGAAAUAAAAUGAAAUUCAUAAUCAAUAAUAAAUAAACUUUUAAUAAGAAGAAGAAGAUCCAUCUAUUAAAUUGAAAGACAUUCAUAAAGAAUAUCGUAAAAACUAAGCAUUUAGUAAUUUUAUAAAAUAUCAUGUUCCACUAUUUUCUUAAGGAGAUAAGGGUGUUACAAUUAAAAUGAUCAACCAUAAUAUUUAAGAAUAAAAUUAAGAUAACAAUUAAUUAAGUAAAGUUAAAUAAGUUCAAUUUAAUCUUCAAAAUAAUUAUCUUCAUUUAAUAGUGAAGCAUCCUAGUGAAUAUUUAACAUUAAAUGAGAAAUUUAAUUUAUAGAGAAGUAUUUAACAAUAUGCAAUGCAAAAUAGAUUUGAUUCUACUUCAGAAGAAGAUGAUGAUGAUGUUGAGGAUUAACAUUCUAUUAUUGAAGUAGUAGUCAAAGAAUUAACCUAAUAACCAAAAAGUAUUUUAAAGAAAUAGCCUAAGGAAUUUAAACAUGAAACAGAUGAUGAGGAAGAUUAUUAUUAAAAUAAAGGAUUAAGUUAUAAAGAAAUAAGAAAUUUAGAAAAGAAGGUUAAAGAACAUGAUUAUGGUGUAGGAUUAGAAUUACUUUAAAAAUUAGGAUUUAAAUAUGGUGAAGGUUUAGGAAUAAAUAGAUAAGGAAUUUUAGAACCUGUAAUUCCUGUUAAAAAGUAAGUAUUUACAGGAAUUUAAUUAAAUAAAAAUAAAAAUAAUGAAGAAGAUUAGGUAUGGUUAUAUGAUAAUCCAAAUGAAACUAAGAAUAUAAAAAAAGUAGAUAAAAUAUGGAGAAAAAGAAAUUAAAAUGAUAAUUAAUUAAACUUAUCAUAAUUCAAUUAAAUAAAUUCUAAAGAUAACAUUAUUUAAGAAUAUUUGAAUGAAGUAAAAGAAUUGACUUAAUCAGUCUAACAUUUAUUAUAUACUAAAUUAAGUAAAUAUGAAAUUGAUGAAUAAUUAUUUGAAUAAAAAAGAAAUUAAAAAAAUAAAUUAGAAAUUGAAAAGGAAAGAGCAAUUAAUAAUUUAGAAAAGCAAAAAGAAACCAUAAGAAAAAAAGAAUCAUUUUAAAAAUAUCUUCUCUUUUUUUAAGAUGAUGAAGUCUAAAUAUCUAAUGAACCUUUUCCUUUAUAUGAAAAAUUUUUAGAAUGCUUUAUUAAACAUCCUGAUUUAUUCAUUUAAUUUAAUUUGAUUGAUGUAUUAAUUAAAUAAGGAAUAGAAGAAAUUAUAAAAAAGAUUUAAAAUUGGGAAGGACCAUAAAUAGAUAUAUUAGAAAAUGAAUUUAAAUUCAUUAAUAAAAUUGUAAAUUUAGUAAAAGAUGUUUUCAUUUAAUAAAAAUCAUUAACUACUACUUCAAAUCAUUAACAUUCUGAAAUUCUUAUUAUUGAUAACUUAAUCUCAUCAAAAGAUUUCCAAAAUCUAUAAACUAUUAUUGAUAUACUCAUUAAUCCAAUCAUAUCAAAAUUAAUAAAUUAUAUAUGUUAAAAAUAUGAUCCAUGUUAAGAUAAUUUAUUAUUAGAAAUGCUUAAAUUAUGGACUAUUGAUAUAUCAUCAAUAGAAAUUGAAGAAAUACAAAGUUAAAAAUUGGAAAAACUUAAAUUGUUAAAUGCAAUAACUAUUUAAAACAUUAUUAAUCUCCUUAUUCCUAAAUUAUUAUAAACAAUAUCUAAUUGGAGUACAAAUGAUUCAUUUUAACUACAUAAAGUUAUACUUCCUUGGAUUUAUUCAUAGUUUAACAACCAAGAACUUUCAGAUUAAUUGAUUUAAAAAUUAUUUAAUAUUGAUCUAGACAAUUAACCUGAUUUCGGUUUAAGUAUACUAUCCCCUUUUUCUAUAGUUUAUCAAAAUUAAUGGAAUCAAAUUCUAGAAAAAUAAGUAAUACCAAAAAUUAUUAGUUAUAUAUCAAAUAUAGAUUAAACAUCUAAUUUUGAUAUUAUUUAGAGAAUUCUUUUUUAUUUUGAAUACAUUCAAGAUUAUGCUGAAAUCAUAUUUGAACCUCUAAUUGAUAAAAUAAAUUAAUCUGUAUGUUCAAGAAUGUAAGAAGAUGUCUCUAGUAGAGAUUCAGGAUUUUAUCAAUUAAUUUUAUAGUAUAAAAUAUUAAUUAUCUAAUUAGGUGGCUGAAUUAAUGGGAAUUGAUCCUUUAAGAAAAAGUAUUGAGUAAAUGUAAUCGUCUGUCUGUAAAAUUUAAUUUGAUCAAAGAGAAGUUAAUCUAAUGA
Paramecium primaurelia is the source of this 2276-nucleotide messenger RNA. The record is from the annotation of a GenBank genome assembly. Lineage: Eukaryota; Ciliophora; Oligohymenophorea; Peniculida; Parameciidae.